This is a messenger RNA of Bombus pascuorum, 4520 nucleotides long. It is a transcript of the gene Glg1, whose product is annotated as Golgi apparatus protein 1. Gene Ontology annotation, molecular function: fibroblast growth factor binding. The record is from RefSeq and is a predicted model, not a curated record. Lineage: Eukaryota; Metazoa; Arthropoda; Insecta; Hymenoptera; Apidae. The transcript is spliced from 13 exons. Gene Ontology annotation, cellular component: Golgi membrane. The coding region runs from base 198 to 3602 and encodes 1134 amino acids.
GAGCAAUCUGUCCGCGCAAAGUUCGGUAUUAUACACGAGUGUACUAUUAUUCGUGACGUUGACAUUACAUAGUCCAUAAUAACAGACGAAAAGAAUAAGAAAAAAAAGGAACGGAAAUCUCAUAAAUAUACUAAAACAGCAUAAUAUGUUUCAUGGAAAAUAAGUUCUAAUUGGAGAAGUGAACCUAAUUCAUAAGGAUGGAACAUAAGACAAACAUAAGAAGCAUUUUAUUUGUGAUUUUUCUACACUUGUCGGUGCUAAAUUGUACUCAUUUGACGAAAACUUAUUUUAAAGAUGAAAUUACAAAUAACGGUGACAAUAUUCCAAAAAUCAGUUGGUUAUUUAGCAAUUCUGCUGACAGUUCGAUUAGGAUUAAAAGAGCCAGCAUAAUCAAGUUAAACGAAGAUAGUUUAUUAAAAUCUAUGAAUAUUAAGUGUCGACAAAAUUUGAAUCGCCUGUGCGGUGAUAUUACUAAAAAUAACGACGAAUUAAUGCUGUUAGAAUGUAUUCAAAGUUUUAAGCCAACUGAAGUAUCUGGUAUUGAUGAUGAAUGCCGACAAGCAAUCUGGGACUAUAUCUUAAAUGUUACAGGUAACUCAAAUAUAGAACGUUUAGCUAGAAGAACCUGUGGCAAAGAGUUAGAUUCAUUGGAUUGCACUGCUUUUGGUAAUAAACAUGGAGCAUAUCUUUCGUGUUUAAUUGACCAAAGAGAAAAAGUCAAAAAUCCUCAAUGCAUUGCAUAUAUCCAAAGGUUAGAAUGGAUUGCAUUCAGUGAUUUUAGGAUUAUAACACCAUUUUCUUCAGAUUGUGAAAAUGAUAUUAAAAGAUUCAAAUGUGACAAGGUACAACCUUACAGAGACAUAUCCCAAGGACAAAUAUUAGCUUGUUUACAAGAACAUGUUAAUGAACUUCAACUUCAAUGUAAAAGACAUAUACUUCAUGUAUCUGAAAUACAAGCAGAAAAUAUCAACUUAGACCGACAAUUGUAUUUAGCUUGUGAAGAAGACCAUACUAGAUUUUGUCCAAAUAUUAGGCCAGGAAGUGGCCAAGUAUAUAAGUGUUUAAUGCAACACAAAACAGAUAGAUCUAUGACAACAAUGUGCCAAGAACAGCUUGCAAGACGAGGGAAAUUAAUUGCAUCUGAUUAUAGAGUUAGUAAAGGAUUAGUUAAAGCUUGUAAAGAUGACAUUAAAAGUAAUCAUUGUAGAAGAUCUGUGUUUGAAGAUAAAAACAUAAGACUUGCACAAAUUCUUCUUUGUUUGGAAUCUGCGGCAAAAAAUGGUAGUAAAAUUGAUAAUAACUGUCAAGCUGAAAUGUUUGAUCAUAGAAAACUUUUAAUGGAAGAUUAUAGAUUAUCCCCUGAGAUAGUUGAUGGUUGUGCUAAUGAUAUUACAGCAUUUUGUAAUAGUUUAGAAGUUGGUGGUGCAACAAUUCACUGCUUGAUGGAGCAUACAAGAACAAGAAAGAGGAAAUCGAGAAUAUCUAGUAAAUGUCAGAGAGCGUUAGAGGAUCUAAUUAUGGAAGCUGAUGCUGGAGAAGAUUGGAGAAUUGAUCCUGUUUUAAAGGAACAGUGUGAAUUAAUUGCUAAUGUAGUUUGCAAAAAUGUACAGGGAGGUGAUGCCAGAAUGAUAUCCUGUUUAAUGGAACAGCUUGGUACAGACAAAAUGACAGAAGCUUGUGAAACUGCAUUAGUUCAGAUACAAUAUUUUGUAGCUAGAGAUUUCAAACUAGACCCUCAAUUGUACAGAGCAUGUAAAUAUGAUGCAACACAUCUAUGUCAUGCAAGAAAUGCAUGGGCUAGUGAUGGAAAACAAAUGGAUCCAGAAAGAGGACCUCUUGUUUUACCAUGUUUAUAUAGACAUGUAUAUCAUCCUCAAAAGAAUAUGACAUUAAGAACAGAAUGUCUUGAAGAAAUUAGACGCGUUAUGAGGCAAAGAGCAGUAAAUGUUGAUUUACAACCUGAAAUUGAGGAAGUGUGUCUGACUGAGUUAGCAUCAUUUUGUUAUGACAAAACAGCAAAAGGAGAAGAAAUAUUAUGUCUUCAAGAUAAUUUAGAACGUUUAAGCAGAAAUUGCAAAUUAGCAGUCGGCAAUUUUACGGAAGAACAAGCAGAACGUGUUGAAUUGAAUCCAAUAAUUUCUGCUGCAUGUUACCAUAUCAUAGAGCGUCAUUGUGAGGAAGUAUUAAAAUAUGGUAAAGAUGAAGGUGAUAUGAUGGAAUGUUUAAUAGAACACAAAAAUGAUAUAGAAGUGCGAUCUGAUUAUAAAUGUAAAGCAGCAGUGGAACACUUCCAAUUGAUAUCAUUAAAAAAUUAUCACUUUACCUAUAAAUUUAAAGAGGCUUGUAGACCAUCUGUUAAAAGAUGGUGUCCAAAAUCUAAAACUAAGGCAGAAGUAAUAGAAUGUUUAAGUACAAAAGUGCAAGAAGAUAUAAUAAAAGAUACUCAACAUCACAUAACAAAAGAAUGUAGACAACAGUUAAAAGCACAGCUUUAUCAACAAAGAGAAAACAUUCAGUUUGAUCCUAUAUUACAGGCACAAUGUACAAAUGAUAUUAAACAGUAUUGUUAUGAUCUUGAACCAGGAAAUUCUCAGAUUCUCGAAUGUUUAGCGGCACACAAGUCAAAAUUAACAGAUGGGUGUCAUAAACAAUUGUUUAAAGUGAGGAAACAAGAAUUUCAAGACAGUUCAAGCGAUUUCACUUUAUUAAAUAAUUGCCGAGCGAUGGUAAGGCAAUUCUGCCAUGAUAUAAGUCGUUCACAAGCGUUAGAUUGUUUAAAAAAAUAUAAAGAUGAACCAACGUUUGAUGAUAAAUGCAAAAGUAUUGUUAUUCGAAGAAUGAUUGAACAAAACACAGACUACAGAUUUAAUACUGCAUUACAAAUUGCAUGUUCUUAUGAUAUUAAUAAGCAUUGUAAAGAGGUUUUAUUAAAUGAACCUACCGAUAAAGAACUCGAAGGAAAAGUUAUAAGGUGUUUAAAAAUUAAAUUUCGAGAGUCAAAACUUUUAAUAAAAUGUGAACAUCAAAUGACUAACAUACUUAGAGAAGCAGCUUUAAAUUAUCAUUUAAAUCCAUUAUUAGCCACAAUGUGUGCACAUGAGAUUGAAACAGUUUGUAAAGCAGAUGACAAUGAUCCAGGAGCUGUAGAAGAAUGUUUGAAAAUGGAAUUUAAUGCUGGAAAUACAGAUAUGAAAGAAGAAUGUCGCCUUGAAAUUGCUGACUUAAUAGGACAAACAAGAGCAGAUAUUAAUGUAGAUCCAUUAUUACAGAAAGCAUGUGCCGUCGAUGUCAGUAAAUACUGUAGUGAUAUUCCUCAAGGCGCAGGAAGGCAUAUCAUGUGUUUACAAAAUGUAUUAGAAGACAGUAACAAGUCUCUACAACCUGAUUGCUAUAAAAUGUUAACUACAAGGAUGGAAAUGUUCAGAAAUGCAGCUAAGUUAAUUGGACCAAAUUCAAUCCAGGAAUUGUAUUCAACGGUAAAUCAGUCUCCUGCAAGACGAUAUUUCAUGAUUAUCACGUUAACAAUGAUCGGCUUAAUUUUUAUCACCGGCUUAUUUUGUGGGAGAGUAACAAGACGAACAAUGUUAAUGAAAAAUAAGUGAUAAAUUAUAGUGAGAAAAAUCCGUCCUCGAAGAUUUUCUAUCGCUGUAAUUAAAAAGAAAGAACAAAAUCAAUUCCAAGUAAACAUCGAAACAAAGAAGAAGAACAGAGUGAUUGUACUGGUGACCUUCCUGCAAGAUAUCAAACUGUGCAAAAUUAAGAUAGAAGUUGCAUUUUUUAAUAUUUUUAUUUAUCUCCUUUUUAAAUAUACAUAUAAAUUUAUAAAAGAGAGCGAAAGGGAGAGAGAGAAUAUAUAUAUAUUCAUAUACAUAUUAUGUACACGAUUCUACAAUUUGUCAUUCAGUAGUAUUAUCAUAAAUAUAAAAAGUUGUAAGUUUGAAUGAAUGUAAUGUAUGACAAACCGAAAAUGAUUUGCAUUUAAGGUAGAUUUUAAUAAAAAAUAUAUUAAUAGAGAAUAUAUAUAUAUAUACAUAUAUAUAUACACAAUAAAUUGAAAUGAGGAAUGAAAUUUUAUGUCAAUAUUCUAUACAUUUGUGAUAUAUAACAAAAAUUCGUAUAAAAAUAAAAUGGUCACAUUUUAUUUAAAGCAAAACAUAUUAUCUGGGCACAAAUUACCUUGGUCUUCCAUUUUAGAACGUUAGAAUGCAUAUAGAAUAAAAAUUAUCGGGAAUUAUUUACAAUGAAUGAACUUGGACAAUUAUGUAAUGUGCACAUAAUAUGAAACGUAUAAGAAUAUUACAUAUUUCUUAACAAAAAAAGUUAUGCUCAAUUUAUAGUAAUUAAAACUAUUUAAUCUUAUCAUUGAAUACAUAUAUUGCUAUUGUGUAUCAUAAGUUAAGGUAUAAGACCAAAUAUUGUGUUACACGAAAUAUAUUACGAGGUGAAAUUUCAAGGUAAAGAUGCUGAACUGUAGUCAUGCCGUUGUUAGUUAUAAAAAAUAAAUUUUCUUUCUACCUAUA